AUGAUAUUACGACUGUACUUUGAGUUAAACAAAGCUUGCGCGAGAAAUCAUGUAGUUAUUCAUAAUGAAAUCGGUCCUGAGGAUGAUCUCGACAUUGUCUGUGCUGGAGACCAUAGCGACAGUAUAAGAUCCCACAUGUUAAAGUAUGAGGAACCUUUCUUUGACCUUGAUUUUAACGAUAAUCUCUGGCCAUCCAAAACAGGAUGGAACUGCGUUCUUAAAUAUGGGCCUAACCAUAAAUUUGUUGCUUCUUUUGAAGCAUACCAUUCAAGUCAUAAGCGAUGUGGCCAGCUACUUUCAUGGAUUGCCAAAGUAGAUGGGAUUUGGUUUACUAAAAAAUAUGUGCAUCCCCCAGGUUUAGUGCUUCAAUGGGACAUUACAUAUUAA
This is a messenger RNA of Thlaspi arvense, 387 nucleotides long. NCBI's taxonomy places the organism in Eukaryota, Viridiplantae, Streptophyta, Magnoliopsida, Brassicales, Brassicaceae. The record is from the annotation of a GenBank genome assembly.